UGCGUAAUUUGGCAACUCUGAAUAAAAACCGCAGCAGCCGAUCUAAAAAUAAUUCCGUAUUGAUGUUGUGAUUUUCUUAUUUUAGCCGAUAAAAGUUUAAUUCAUUACGAUAAUGCCAUCAGUUUUACUAACAGACUCUAUUUCAUUAGAGCUUGGAGCUUUGGAACCUUGGCCUUCUGACGUCAAACUUUAUCAGCCCUAUGAAGUUGAACAAAUUCUAUUGCAAGAUCAAGCCAAUUCUUUGGCCGUCCAAGUUUUUCUGCGAAUGUGUGGUUUAGAAUUUCAGGUGGAAAUGAGAAGCAAUGCUGAGCAUAUGUCACCAUCCGGAAAAUUGCCUUUCAUAAAAUGUGGUGCCUUUGUAGUAGCUGAUCUUGACCCUGUUGUCAGUUUCGUGAGCAACAAGGGUAUAAAUCUUACAGAUCACUUGGAUGCUGCUCAAAAAGCAGACAUGAGAGCUUACAUGUCUUUAGCAAACAAUAUAUUAGGAAAUGCAGAGUUAUAUAUCAGCUGGUGUGAUGAAACUGUUUUGAAUGAAGUAACUGGUCCUCGUUAUGGCUCUGUCUAUUCUUGGCCUUUGAACACUCUGCUAACCUGGAGAAAACAGAAACAAGUAACUAAGAAAUUAACUGCUCUUGGCUGGAUUACCAAAACACUUGAUGAGGUAUAUGAAGAUGUUGAUCAUUGCUGUAAUGCACUAAGUGAGCGUCUAGGAAACCACCUUUAUUUCUUUAAUGAUAGAUGCACGGAAUUAGAUGCGGUUGUCUUUGGCCAUGUGUUUACUUUGCUGACCACACCCUUGCCCGACAAUAGAUUAGCAUCCAUUGUGCGAUCCUACCCGAAUCUGGUCGAGGCUUGCCAGUUCCUUGAGAAGACUUACUUCCAGAAACCAACCGCCAAGACAACGGACGAUGACAGCGAUAAUUUUGACUAAGUUCAAAUAGUGUAGAAAAAGUUGUAAAGUUUACAAUAGCCCCAUACUUCUGAGAUUUACACGCUAUUAUAUUUCA
This is a messenger RNA of Daphnia pulicaria, 1007 nucleotides long. Its product is annotated as metaxin-2-like. Lineage: Eukaryota; Metazoa; Arthropoda; Branchiopoda; Diplostraca; Daphniidae. The record is from RefSeq and is a predicted model, not a curated record. Gene Ontology annotation, biological process: mitochondrion organization. The transcript has 7 exons. Gene Ontology annotation, cellular component: SAM complex. Bases 113 to 931 code for a protein of 272 amino acids.